Molecule: messenger RNA, 690 nt
Organism: Porites lobata
Lineage: Eukaryota; Metazoa; Cnidaria; Anthozoa; Scleractinia; Poritidae
Source: the annotation of a GenBank genome assembly
UGCCCUCAGAAGACAACAUCAGGCAAAUGUUGCAGUAUUCCAUUCAAAUACAGGGGAGUGACCUUCAAUUCUUGCACUUCUGCUGAUUAUCACAGACCCUGGUGCUCCUUGGAUCCUGUGUAUAAGAGGAGAUGGGGCAACUGCAGUAAGUUUAAUUUGACUCCGGUAAAGCAUGACUUUAGUGUGUAUUUCAAAGUUACAUUAUCAUUAUAUCAAAAGAAUUUUGUGUUUUGUUUUAUAGCGUUACCAGUCACCAGAACGUCACCAACUGUUUGCCCUCAGAAGACAAGAUCAGGCAAAUGUUGCAGUAUUCCAUUCAAAUACAGGGGAGUGACCUUCAAUUCUUGCACUUCUGCUGAUUAUCACAGACCCUGGUGCUCCUUGGAUCCUGUGUAUAAGGGGAGAUGGGGCAACUGCAGUAAGUUUAAUUUGACUCCGGUAAAGCAUGACUUUAGUGUGUAUUUGAAAGUUACAUUAUCAUUAUAUCAAAAGAAUUCUGUGUUUUGUUUCAUAGCGUUACCAGUCACCAGAACGUCACAAAAUGUUUGCCCUCAACAGACAACAUCAGGCAAAUGUUGCAAUAUUCCAUUCAAAUACAGGGGAGUGACCUUCAAUUCUUGCACUUCUGCUGAUUAUCACAGACCCUGGUGCUCCUUGGAUCCUGUGUAUGAGGGGAGAUGGGGCAACUGC